Phragmites australis (common reed) is the source of this 1891-nucleotide messenger RNA. Its product is annotated as transcription factor BIM2-like. Lineage: Eukaryota; Viridiplantae; Streptophyta; Magnoliopsida; Poales; Poaceae. Gene Ontology annotation, biological process: DNA-templated transcription. Gene Ontology annotation, molecular function: protein dimerization activity; DNA-binding transcription factor activity. The record is from RefSeq and is a predicted model, not a curated record. The transcript is spliced from 11 exons. The coding region runs from base 537 to 1814 and encodes 425 amino acids.
UCUACCUGCAUUUUCGUAGAAAUUUACUCCAAGCGCAUUGGAUCAGUUCUGUAUACUAUAUAUCCUUUGUGCCGCAAUUAGCAGUGAUAAAUCUCCGCUGUCUCAUCAACCGCUAGCCGUUCAGACAUAUCAGAAUUCAGAACUCCCGGGCAUGGUAUUACUUCGCCGACAUGCAUGUAACUCUGCGUGCUUGACACGAUAAGGCCUUCACGUCUGCUUGAUGUUUAUGUUGCAUGGGAGACAUGGAGGAGAGAGAGUGUUUGUGCGCGCGCGUAUAAACUUUCGAAAGAUACUCCAUGUUUCAAAAGAAUUAAAAAAUCGAAGACACAGCCAGACAGGGCAGGCAGGCUUUACCUCCCCUUUUCUCACCCCGCUCUCUAUACCUGACUAUAAUAAGCUCAGCAGAGUCGACAGCCGAAUUCGCCACAUUCCGUCGGUACUAGCAGGCAGCAAGAUCCAGGCACCAUCUUCUGCUGCAGCGGCAGGCUUGGCAGGUGCCAGAGAUCACUCGGUUCCCGCGUCCGCGUGCCAAUAUAAUGCAGCUCUUCCAAGGAGAGAAGCCGGCGCAUGAUUUCCUCUCGCUCCACACUGGAGGAGGCUCUUCGUCGCCGGUCCAGCACCGGGACACGCAGCAUUCCACCCAAGUUGCAGCACACGAUUUGGGGGAGCACAAUUCAUUGAAACCCCUGAAGCUGGCCAAGCAGCGCGCCGGCGGCGACGGAGUGAUCGGCAUGGCAUCGUCAUGUUUGGAGGCGGACUCGGAGGAGCAUGUCCUAUCGGGUGGCGUCGGCACGUUCAGCAUCAGGCAGGUGCCAUCUGCUACUCAGUCGAGGGGAGAAGUCGCUGGCCAUGGCGUCGUCAGGGGUGCAUUUGCUCCUGUGCUUCAUGGCUCCAGAACGGAGGGUGCACACGGAACAGAAUCUGGAACCAGGGCUCACAGUGGUCCGUCCACAAUGUGGCAAGAAUCAGGCAUUGAUCGAAGACCCAGAGGGACGAGAGCAGAGGGAAGAAGCAGCGGCAGUAGUGCUGAUCAGGGGGGCAGCACUCCGAGAUCGAAGCAUUCGGCUACCGAGCAUAGGAGGAGGACAAAGAUAAAUGACAGGCUUGAAAUACUUCGGGAACUCCUUCCACACGGUGAUCAGAAGCGGGACAAAGCAUCUUUCCUUCUUGAGGUUAUUGAGUACAUAAGGUUCUUGCAAGAGAAAGUCCAAAAUUAUGAGUCAGCCAAUCCAGAAAGGAAUCACGAGGAUUCCAAAUCCAUGCCAUGGACAAAAGUGUAUUACAGAUCAUGCUGGAAAAACACACAGAACAUCAGUGAAGUCCAGGGAGGAGGAUUAUCAGCUUCCACGCAAGAUAUGAACAAAGAACAAUACGGUUUCGAGCAAACUACAGUGGCAACUGCUGCUCUCUUCAGCACACAAAGUAUGAGAGAAACUAGUCCAGCUGACAGUCCGUCCCUAAAGGCGACGAACACAGCGCAAAACUGGGGAAAGAACAGCACACCUAGCAAACAGCCACCAUGGUUGAGCAUGUCAACGUCAGAUUCAGGCAACAGAACACUAAGCAAGAAUGAGAGAGAAACUGUUCACGAGGACACUCGUAGUCUUUCUAAUGCUUACUCUCAAGGGUUAUUAUAUAGAUUGACAGAAGCUCUAAAAAGGUCGGGAGUAGACCCAUCUCAAACUAAUAUAUCUGUAGACAUCAAUAUAGACAGAAGAGAAAGAGAACAUAGUAAUCUACAUGACAAUUCGAAGACUAAUGAAGGUGAAGAAACUAUCCAUGUGACCAAGAAGCUUCGGUGCGACCGAAGCUAGAUAUCUACUUCAAACUAGAAAUAUAAGCAUCACCAAGUCUAGACCAUGACUUCACAGAAGCACACCGCAACUGAUGC